AUGCUCUGUCCUAAAUGCGGCAAAACUUUGCUCGCACGCGAAGGUAUCCUUCAAGCUGGUCGUAAGUAUCAUCGAGAGUGUUGGACUUGUGCACAAUGCUCAGCCCCAUUAACAUCCUGGGUUCGAUUACAACCAAUCAGUGAUGAAUACCUUUGUAACAUCUGUCAUAUUAGAAAGAAUGGAUUGAGAGAAGGAAUGCUUUUUGCUAAUUGGAAGAAGCAAACAGAUUCAAGUUCGACUUUAAACAUACAAUCAGCAAAAUUGUCCGACGAUAUUCUUCUUAUUUGA
Messenger RNA from Adineta ricciae, 288 nucleotides. NCBI's taxonomy places the organism in Eukaryota, Metazoa, Rotifera, Eurotatoria, Adinetida, Adinetidae. The record is from the annotation of a GenBank genome assembly.